ACCACUGAAGUUAGUCAGGACACCGCACAAAGAGGACACUUAACCCCGAGCAGGACGAGUCCUUCCUCUGUUUUGCAGGAGCAGAAGUCAACAAGUGUUUAAUCGGACAACCGAAAUCUUCAUUUGCCUUUGUCAUCAGCAUUCAUCUGACCUCCUCUGCAGUUUGAGACCAUGGACACAGCUGCGGUGGUGACUCUUCUGGGUCUGGUUAUGGCGAUGGCUGGCGUCAGUCGAGCUCUUCAUAUCCAAGGCAGUCUGGACAAAAAUGACAUCCUGCCAGGCUCAGAGGAGAACAUGGCCGACCACUUGCUGGGGCUGGAGAGUGAAAACAUAGAUAACAGCAUUGAUGAUCGUUUGCUGACCGCAGUGCUGAGAGCUCUGCUGCUCGGAUCUCAGAGAGAAACCAGGAACUCUGUCCUCCAUCAGCCACAGAGGUUUGGUCGCGGCUCCAGAGGGCAGGUAGUGUCAGAGGAUCAGAUACAUUCCCGUGACUGGGAGGCUGCCCCCGGUCAGAUCUGGAGUAUGGCUGUACCCCAGAGAUUCGGCAAGAAGUAAUCCGGCAGGAAGAUCCACACACCACUGUCCUGGCACAGGGCCAAGCAGCGGCCAUCGGUGGAGAGACAGAAUUUGAAUGAAUAAAUCUGAAUUAUAAAAGCA
Dicentrarchus labrax (European seabass) is the source of this 657-nucleotide messenger RNA. RefSeq names its product neuropeptide FF-amide peptide precursor like (gene npffl). Bases 172 to 555 code for a protein of 127 amino acids. The transcript has 3 exons. The record is from RefSeq and is a predicted model, not a curated record. Gene Ontology annotation, molecular function: neuropeptide hormone activity. Lineage: Eukaryota; Metazoa; Chordata; Actinopteri; Moronidae.